AUGACCCUCAAGGACGACUCGAACGCUGGCGCCGAAUCUUGCAACAUCGACGAAGCUACCUCGGCCGGCUACCUGUCCACGCCACCGACCGAUGUUGAUGGAGAAGGCCUAUCCACAGACCAACUGGAACAGAUCUGGAGUUGGAACACUCCCGUGCCCCCGACGUUGGAUUACUGCAUGCACGAUGUGAUCAAGAAGCAGGCCCAGAAGGAACCGGCACGGCUGGCAAUCAAAUCAUGGGAUGGCGAUCUCACGUACCACGACGUUGAUUCCAUGUCGGACUCUUUCGCAUCACAUCUUGUAUCCAGAGGCACCGGUUCAGGGACGAUCGUGCCGCUGUGCUUUGAAAAAUCAAAAUGGACUGCAGUCGCCGUCCUGGCCGCCAUGAAGGCCGGAGGCACCUUCGCCCUCAUGGACCCGAGCCAGCCGGAAGGGAGAUUGCGGACCAUCGUCGAGCAAACCGGGGCCUCCGUGAUUGUCACGUCGAAAGCACAGGAGGACCUCGGUAACCGCAUUGCACCAAAUGGAAUCCGAAUCACGCUGUCGAAAGAACAUCUCGACGGUUACGACGUUAAUUAUAGUCUGCCGAUCGUACGGCCGGAGACGAACCUCUACAUACAGUUCACCUCUGGAAGCACAGGGAAGCCGAAAGGCGUCGUCAUCACCCAUGCCAACUACUCGAGUGGCGCGGUACCACGCGCAGAUGCCGUCGGCUACAGUGCGCACUCGCGGGUUCUGGACUUUGCCUCCUACGCUUUCGACGUAUGCAUCGAUUGCAUGCUCUGUACACUAUCUGUCGGGGGCUGCCUCUGCAUUCCAUCUGACGGCGACCGGGUCAACGAUCUGAGCGGAGCCAUUCGCCGCAUGAACGUCAACAUGGCUCAUAUGACACCAUCGGUUGCCCGCGUGCUGGAUACCGACAUUAUACCCUCGCUCGAGGUGCUUGGUCUAGGCGGGGAGGCAAUCUCUGCUGGCGACGCCUUGACAUGGAGCCGUACUACGAAAGUCAUUAAUGCCUACGGUCCAUCCGAGUGCACUGUUGGGUGUACUAUCAAUAGCGACGUCGGCGCAGAAAGUCAUAAGACACAUGUGAGCAUCGGUAGGGGAGUGGGAGGAACCAUCUGGAUUGUUGAACCUUCAGAUCACAACCGGCUUGUGCCCAUUGGUGCGGUUGGCGAGCUUCUGGUAGAAGGUCCGAUCGUCGGGCCUGGAUAUCUGAACGAUCCAGCCAAGACGGCGGAAGCAUUCAUCACCAACCCGGAAUGGCUUCUCUCUGGAAGCCCACAGCAUGAAGGUCGGGCCGGACGACUGUACAGGACCGGCGACCUAGUCAAAUACGACACGGAUGGCACAAUCGUAUUCGUUGGACGCGGCGAUCAGCAGGUGAAGCUCCGGGGCCAGCGAAUCGAACUCGCCGAGAUCGAGUACAAUAUACGAGACAAACUACCACCAGGAACUCGUGUGGCAGCCGAGGUGAUCAAGCCGGGAGGACCAUCCGCAGAACCGACAUUAGUGGCCUUUCUCGCAGAACGAGCUGGUCUCGUGUCAGACUCGGAGACCCUCGCCGGCUCGCAUUCUACGCAGGUUCAAGAUGCUCUGGCAAAUGUGAACCAACUUUUGUCUGAAAGUCUCCCGAUAUACAUGAUACCGGCAGCAUAUAUCCCACUGCAGAUUAUGCCGCUGCUGGUCUCUGCAAAGACCGAUCGCAAGCGCCUCCGGGAGUUGGGAUCAUCGCUGAGCAGGAAGGAUAUCGCCCGUUUCGCAGCCAUGACAAUUCCCAGAAAGGAGCCAACGACGCAGAUGGAGCAGAAGCUGGCGCAGCUUUGGGGUGAGGUACUCGGCCCGGAUGCUGAGAUCGGAGCGAAUGACAACUUCUUUAACCUGGGUGGUGAUUCGCUUCGUGCAAUGAAGCUCGUAGCUCAGGCAAGAACCCAGGGCGUGGCCAUUACCGUGGCCGACAUCUUCAACAACCCAAUUCUGUCCGAUAUGGCGAUUGUUGCGAGACCCGACAGUGGUGAAGGGAUCGCUCGGAUUACCCCCUUCUUCCUGAUUGGUGAUCAGUGGUCCGACGUUUCUGCCCGCGCUGGUUGUGCGGCUUUGUGCGAUACCGAGGCUUCAAUGGUUGAGGAUAUUUACCCUUGUACGUCUUUGCAGGAAGGUCUCAUGGCUCUGUCUGCUAAAGUCAGCGAAGCCUAUGUCGCCCAACGUGUGGUAGAGCUUGCCGAUGAAACGGCAGCGCGAAAUCUACUGGCCGCCUUCGAAAAAGCAUCCGCAGAUUGCGCCAUUCUUCGCACCAGAAUCGUCCAGGUAUCGGGACGUGGACUGAUGCAGGUAGUGGUCAAAGGGAAGUUUGACUAUCAGUGGCUUUCGGACAGAAGUCUGAAUGAUUAUCUUGUAAACGAUCGACAUUCCCCGGUGGCAUUGGGACAACCUUUGGUUCGUUACGGCGUGGUACACAAUGAGGAAGCCACCGGCAAAACGCAUUUCGUGCUGACCAUGCAUCACGCGCUCUACGAUGGGUGGUCGAUGCCUUUGGUAGUCGAGCGCGUCAAUCGGGCGUAUAAUGGUCUUGCUACCGAACGCCCUGCUGAUUUCAAGCAUUUCAUUGACUAUCUGGGCCAGAUGGACCGUCAAGAAUCAGAGCAAUACUGGCUAGAAAGGUUGCAAGGUGCCGCCGGCGAGCAGUUCCCGUCGUUGCCAUGGUCCGGCUACCAGCAACAGGCUGACUCGUUGUUGGAGCACUACGUGAGCACUGGUCGACCAGGUGCCGGAAUGACGAUGGCGACGAUCAUCCGUGGGGCUUGGGCAUUUCUUGUCUCGAUUUACACUGCGUCUGAUGACAUCGUGUUUGGGGAAACGCUCACUGGACGCAACGCUCCCAUACCGGGUGUCGAGCAGAUCGAGGGACCCAUGAUCGCUACGAUACCCGUUCGCAUUGCUGUCGACCCGAACGCCACAGUAUCCGAGUACUUACAAGAGAUCCAUGAUCAGUCUGUCAACGGUAUUCCACACGAGCACUUUGGUCUUCAGCACAUCCGUCGGCUAAGCCCUGACGCCCGCGAAGCCUGUGAACUACGCACGGGCUUGGUGAUGCACCCCAGUGCGAACUCCAGUGACGGCGUCGCAAGUGAUAGACAACCGGCUGAUGGCUUUGUACCUGCCGGUGAUGCGGAAGCUGCACAGGAAGCACUCAAGUUUAACACAUACUCCCUGAUGCUGGUGUGCUCCUUGGACCCUCAAGGCUUCUUGAUUAUGGCCAGUUUCGACUCCAAAACAGUAGCGAGUGCCCUGAUGGAAACUAUGCUUUCGCAGCUCGGAAGGCUUACGCAGCAAUUCAUCGAGCGCCCGGAUCUGCAAUGUAGCAAUAUUGAACUGCUGAAUGAGCAUGAAGUCCACGAACUCGCCCGUAUAAGCAAACCUGGUGCCCAAAGCUUGGCUGGCUCUUCAUUGCUACCGACUGGUUGCGAUGUAUUAGAAACUUGGAUUGUCAACCCUGCCAAUACAGAACAACUGCUACCUUUUGGCGCCGUUGGAGAACUUUUGGUGCAAUGCUUGGGCAACCCCGGCAAGGAGUUGGUUACGGGACCGGCAAUGUCGGGUGAGACUCGGAGCUCAAGGUUGUACAGAACUCGAAAGCUGGCGAAGUAUGUUCAGGACGGCACAAUCACCUUCGUUGAGCCAACACACCGAGUCAAGACGGUUGGAAACAGCCAGCGGCAGAAGCGUGUAUCGGCAACCUCGGCAAAACAGAAAAGUCUACGACAGACUUGGUGUCGGAUAUUAUCAAUCGAUGAGGACGAAAUCGGGCUCAACGACAGCUUCUUCCAGCUGGGUGGCGAUUCCAUUGGGGCCAUGAAGAUGGUAUCAGAGCUUCGAGCCAAGGGAAUGCAGUUGACGGUGCCGGAUAUAUUCAAGCAUAGAACGCUGUACGAAAUGGCGAACGCGAUCAAGGAGGCGAAUGUUUCAUCAUUUGAGACUGCGAAAGCCGACCUCACUCCCUUCUCGCUACUUGAUGUUGACGACAAGCAGGCCUACGCUACCGACAUAAUCAGACCAAUGCUCUCGCAGGACAGCCACAUAAUCAAGGACGUUCUGCCGGCACGACCUCUGCAAGCUAUUGCCGUCAGGGGUACUACGCAGCUGCCACGGUAUUCGGCAAGAUACGAGCUAUUCCACCUCAGCGGCACAGUCGAUAAGUCGAAGCUGUUCGAAAGCUGCCAGGAACUUGUCUUGCGGAAUGAGAUACUACGAACAGUCUUUGUCGAGACUGAAGGGAACUGUUUCAGCGUCGUGCUCGAGUCACUAACGGUUGCCAUCGAUCAGUACGAAAUCGAAGGCGACAUAGAGUCAUUCGCCCAUAAGCUUUGCGAUGUCGACGUCCAGACAAGAAUGCCUUUGGGAUCUUCUUUCGUCAAGUUCAUGUUCGUCCAAGGCGAGAAUAACGAGCAUUGUCUCGUAUUGCGCAUCUCCCAUGCGCAGUACGACGAGAUAUGUCUCACGGGGCUGCUACGUCAGUUGGCGGCAUUGUAUGACGACAAGCCUUGCACAGAUGCGGUACCGUUUUCGUCGUUUGUAUAUCAUGUCAUCAAGAAGAGCAUACCGCAGAGCAUUCCGUAUUGGCGCGAUCUGCUGAAGGGCAGCUCCCUGUCAGUCCUCAGCCCGGGCCUACCACUUUCUUCCAGAGUCCCGGCUGCCAUUACCCGGACCGUGGACACAUUGGCCCGCUUGAAGGACAUUACAAUCGCGACUCUUCCGACAGCGACGUGGGCUCUAUGUCUUGCCCGCCGGCUCGCACUGCGAGAUGUUGUGUUUGGCGAGGUCGUGAGCGGACGCAACAUCGACCUGCCCAACGCUGAUGCGGUUAUGGGACCGACAUGGCAGUACGUGCCAUUGCGGGUUAAGUUUGAACAGGACUGGACGGGCGUAGACCUCCUCGAGUACGUACAGUACCAGCACAUCGCCAGCGCCCAGCACGAGUGCAUGGGCCUCGGCGAGAUCGUCCGGGAGUGCACCGACUGGCCCGAAUCGGUCGACUGGUUCGAUUCCGUGGUCCAUCAGGAUGUCUACCACGUUGAGACGCUCAAGUUCGGCCAAGCCGACUGCCGGCUCGAGACUGUGUACCCGCACUUGGAGCCGCUGCGGGAGUGGAAAUUGCAGGCGUUCGUUGAUGGUGACAGGCUGACGCUGGAGAUUGUUACGUUCAAGGACUGGAUCGGCGUUGCUGGCGAGUUGCUGGAUGAGUUGGAGCAGAUCAUGACGAUGCUGGUGAACCGGCCUGGCGAGUUGGUUUUCUAG
Molecule: messenger RNA, 5295 nt
Organism: Anthostomella pinea
Lineage: Eukaryota; Fungi; Ascomycota; Sordariomycetes; Xylariales; Xylariaceae
Source: the annotation of a GenBank genome assembly